AUGUCUUCAAUUGCUGCUAUGGCCUCCCGCCGGGCCUUCGCCCGCCAGUCCUUCCUUCGCGCUCCCCCGCGCCGCUUCUACAGCUCCUCCAAGGUCGAGGAGGCUGGCCUCGACAAGGGCCCCAAGCGUGACCCCGAGCUCUACGUUCUGCUCGGUGUCAUGUCCGGUGCUUUCCUGCUUGCCGGAUGGUACUUCGGCAGAAAGCCCACCUCCGUCACCUCCGAGAGCAACGUCCGCAUUGGCGAGAGUGCCAUGCCCUGGGAGCAGGCCGACGAGAGUGGCAAGGUCUACAAGUACCAAUACCACCCCCACGGUGACAAGAGCCAGCCCCUGCGCAACGCCCCCAGCGCCUUGAACACUGUCAUUGUCCCCAACGUUACCCUGCCCGUGGACCUCCACGAGCGCUACAACAAGUACGGAAAGGAGGAGUGGGACUACUAA
This is a messenger RNA of Aspergillus welwitschiae, 441 nucleotides long. RefSeq lists its product as uncharacterized. NCBI's taxonomy places the organism in Eukaryota, Fungi, Ascomycota, Eurotiomycetes, Eurotiales, Aspergillaceae. The record is from RefSeq and is a predicted model, not a curated record. The coding region runs from base 1 to 441 and encodes 146 amino acids. The transcript has 4 exons.